AUGGCAGCAAACAACCUGGCUAAGAUGAUUUCUUUCGCACAACAGAAUGGUUUGAUUACUGGUUUGGCCAGUAACUUGAUAGAUAAAGGAGUGGCUGUUUUACAAUAUGGAGAUGACAUCGUCCUUUUGAUUCAAGAUAGUGAAGAACAAGCUGUCAACUUGAAACUCCCGCUGUAUAUUUUUGAAGCCAUGUUAGACUUUGAGAAAAGUGAAGUGAUGAAGGUUCUAGAGGAUGACAUUAAGGCACAAGAAGUGACGAAGGUUCUAGAGGAUGACAUUAAGGCACAUGAUUUUGCUGCUCUGCUCAAUUGCCAGCAAGGAGUUUGGCCCAUAAAAUACUUGGGAUUUCUUGCUGACCCGGCGAAAUGCCGUUUGCUGAAUGUCGAUGCAAAGAGAGAACUUCUCAGUGAAUUGUCAAAGUCUCCAGAUAGGGCACUUGAACUGCUGCAAGAAUGGAGACGCCGUGAUAUUAUGCAGAUUUUCUGUUCUGAAUUCUGUAAAGACAGAAAAUAUCGAGGGACAUCAAAACAGGAUAUACUACAUUAUCUAUUCAAUGCUGUUAAUGGGAAGUCAUGUGCCCGUGGGAAAUGUAGCCAUGGGAAAUAUAUGAAGAGAUCAGGCCCUGAGCCAAACUCAAGUGACAUCCAGUUGCCUUACAAAAGACGGAAAAAAUGUGAUGUUCCAGCACUUCCAGUUAUUGCAAGCACUCCAGUUACAGAUGGUAUAAUUGUACCAACAAACAAUGCAAACCUUUGUGAACAUUCAGCUUGUAGGGCUAAUCUUGUUCCAGAAGAUAAAUUUUGCAAACGUUGCUCAUGCUGCAUUUGUUUGAAGUACGAUGAAAACAAAGAUCCUAGCCUCUGGCUGUUCUGCAAUUCAGACCAACCCUUGCAGGAAGAGUCGUGUGGUUUGUCAUGCCACCUAGAAUGUGCAUUUAAGGAUGAAAGAUCUGGCAUUCUGCAGAAUGGACAGUCAAAGAAACUUGAUGGUUGUUAUUACUGCACCCACUGUGGGAAACAAAAUGAUUUGCUUGGGUGCUGGAAGAGACAACUGUUGAUAGCAAAAGAUGCUCGGCGGUUGGAUGUCUUGUGCCAUCGGAUAUUACUUAGUCAUAAGAUCCUCAUUUCCACUAAGAAGUACUUGGUCCUCCAUGAGGUUGUGGAUACAGCAAUGAAGAUGCUGGAGGGUGAGCUUGGUCCGAUUACUGGCCUUCCAGGUAAGGGUCGGGGAAUUGUUGACCAUCUUCCUGUAGGUGCUGCAGUUCAGAAGCUUUGUACCCGUGCCAUAGAAACUCUGGAAUCCAUGUUAAAUGGCGCAUUAGCUGUUGAUUCACAAAUUCAGAGUUCUCGUAUGGUACCAUCAGACUUCAUAAAGCUUGAGGAUAUAUCCCAUGAAUCUGUUACUGUAGCUUUUGACUUGGAUGUAUGCUCCAUGCUCUCUCAAGGUUUAACUGGCUUUAACUUGUGGCACCGGAAGGCUAGUGAAGAAGAUUAUCCUUCAAACCUAACAGGCAUAAUACCGAUGACAUCAAGAAUGUUAGUGGUCAGAGGACUUGCUCCAUGUACGUCUUAUGUCAUCAAGGUUGUUGCAUUCACCGUCUCAAAGAAGAUUGGGUCGUGGGAAGUCAGGACAAAUACCAUUGGCUGUCCUAAGGGGCUGGAUGCAAAAGAUUCAAUGCCAGUGGAUGUUGGAAAAGAUCCAAAUAACAAAAGCGUGAAGGCAAAAGGUAGUGGUCUGUCCAAUGCUUCUUCAGAAGGUGUGGAAUCAGAAGAAGUCAGUACUGAUCAUGCUGAUCUCAAUGAUUUGUUAGAAACUGAUAUUGGACGUUAUAAAAGUCUUGAUAUCCUUUACUCACUAAAGGCGCCUCAUUACUGCAAUGAAACCACUAGUUACUCUCAAGAUCGAAAAUUACAUGUUGCUGGGGUAACCAAAGUUGAUGGGCCGGAUGAAACUCCUAGGGUACAGGCAUCAGCUUUGGAUGACAACAAAGAAGAACCUGGUUCAGCUGCUCAAGCAGUUUCACUAAUGAGACCCAGAGAGUUAAUGGCGUGUAGUCAGAGAGCUUUGAAGACAAACGUGGGAAAGAUUGGUUCAAAAAUUGCAUCAGUUGCACACACUGGAAUCAAGUUGGUUGCUCCACCUGAAUACAAGGGCUCAUUGCUACACGUCAUCCGGAAAGAGAGUAAAAACUGCAAGAGGGUUUCUCGAAUGAGCUUUGAAGCCAAAUCUGGUGAUCAUGUUCCUCAAGAUGACAGUUCCAAGACUGAAACAGACCCAGGGUGUUUGUCAUGCAAAAGCACACCAGGGAGAAUUGAUGAUGGUGGGCACAAGGAUGGACCUUCAGAACCUAACACAUCUGCUCAAGUAACGUCUCUUGCGAAGUCCUCAAACUUGGUGCCUCACAAGCAGGGGAUUUUAUUGGAGAAGGCACCUGGUUCACCGGCUCCAAGAACAGGGAAUGGCUUUAUAUCUAGCAAUGAUGACCAUGUUCCUCAUCCUGGCCCUCUGAAAUCUGGAACAGAACCAUGGAGUCCAUCGAGCAGUAACCCCUCAGGGAAACCUGAUGACAUCGAGAGAACCGAUGAAAAUGCUUACGUAGUCUGUGUCAACGUGGUCAGGCGGCUGGAAUGCGAGGGUCACGUCGAGGCUAACUUCAGAGUGAAGUUCUUGACAUGGUUGAGCCUACGAGCGACUCGACGUGAAAAGAAGAUAGUUAAUGUGUUCGUGGACACUUUCGUUGACGACCCCGCGAGCCUUGCCGGCCAGCUACGCGACACCUUCUCAGAGGCAAUCUACACCAAGAGGCUACCUAUAGAGCCAUAGUGUCUGUGCAUGCAACUUAAGCGCUGACAGUAGAGGACUUAUUUUUUGCGUGGAAAGAUGAAGGGAGUUGCCAUCAUCCCACUUUUAGAGGAUAUACCGCUGAUUUAUUAGCUGACUCUUGCAUCAAUUUCUCACUGGAACC
Molecule: messenger RNA, 2965 nt
Organism: Lolium rigidum
Lineage: Eukaryota; Viridiplantae; Streptophyta; Magnoliopsida; Poales; Poaceae
Product: VIN3-like protein 2
Exons: 5
Coding region: 1-2823 (940 amino acids)
Biological process (GO): epigenetic regulation of gene expression; vernalization response; viral RNA genome replication
Molecular function (GO): protein binding; RNA-directed RNA polymerase activity
Source: RefSeq, a predicted model, not a curated record